GUUGUGAACGAACCACGGACUCUUGUGCCACUCCCGCGCACCGCGACCCUCGGACGACCUUGAGCAUUCGGCCCAUUCGAAAGACGAACGCGAUGUGGUUCAGUAUUCUGGUAUACUUGGUCUACUACAGUUGCUACACGGUGCUGCUGGCGAUCGCCGGACUUUGGUGCUUCGAGGAAUGUGCGCUCACUGAAGAUGAAGAGUAUGAGUUCUACCAACAGCACCGGGUUGCGCCGUUUUGAACCUUUCGGAAAUCGCAUGUAACGGCUUGCUUGGGGCAAAUUGUUGCCGGCGACUACGAAGAUAGACUUUAUGCAGUGUGCUUUGACUGUACCCAUACGAGACAUUAAUUUUACCUGUGAUUCGUAUUACCUAGUGAUUUCUAUACCCAAGUAGUGCGGUGCGGUGUGACUGUGCAGUGAUUUACUGUGAAAAUGGCGGGUUUUGUGAAAAUCGCUAUAGACGAUUAUUAUUCUGAUAAUAAUUGGACAACUAUUAUCAAUAAGUAUUGGAUGUUGGCUGAACGAGUGUCAGAUCCUCGGGUACAAGGAUGGUUCCUGUUCGACACGCCGUUACCGACGCUGGCGAUGGUGGUGGUGUACCUCAGUUUCGUGAUGGUCGCCGGCCCGCUGUGGAUGGCGAACCGCAAGCCCUUCCGGAUUCAGAACACGCUAGUCGCGUACAACGCGGGGCAGAUGCUGCUCUCAUCUUAUAUGUUUUAUGAGCACUUGAUGUCGGGCUGGUGGGGAGACUACAGCCUCACAUGUCAACCUGUGGAUUACAGCAACAGUGAAAAAGCGCAACGGAUGUUGCAUCUCUGUUGGGUAUACUACUUCUCGAAGUUGUCGGAGUUCGCGGACACGAUAUUCUUCGUGCUUCGAAAGAAGAAGAGCCAGAUCACGUGGCUCCACCUGUACCAUCACUCACUCACUCCGUUUGAGGCGUGGCUGCUUGUGAAGUUCAUUGCUGGUGGUCACGGAACCUUUUCGAACAUCGUUAACAAUCUGGUGCACGUGAUCAUGUACGCCUACUACAUGGUGGCGGCAAUGGGACCGAAGUACCACAAGUACCUCUGGUGGAAGAAACAUCUCACCACGCUGCAACUGGCCCAAUUCUUCAUGGUGCUGUUCCAUUCGAUAAGUGCCUUGGUCUGCGACUGUGGCUAUCCAAAAAUAAUAGCAGCUGGACUGAUACUCCAUUCCACAAUCUUCAUCGUCUUGUUUAUGAACUUCUACAGUCAAGCUUACAAGAAGAAGACAGCACCAGUCGAAGCAGCAAACAACAAUAACAACGUCACAGAACAACACGCUAAAACUAACGGAUAUAUUAAAAAUGGCAGCAUCUCUAAUGGACAUAUAAAGAAUGGCAUUAUCUCUAACAGAAACCUCAAGAAUGGUGAGGUAACUAAUGGCCAUGUAAGAAAUGGUAGCAUACCCAACGGACACGCCAUAAAUGGUGAUUUAAUGAACGGACACAUGCAAAAUAUCCACCUUUCCAAUGGACAUAUCAAAACUAGUGAAGUUAAUGGACAUUUUAAUGUAAGUGAAAUCAACAGACCUACAACGAAUGGUGAAAUACUCAACGGACAAGUCAGAAACCAUGAAAAUCAAAACGGUUAUGUCAAAAAUGGUUCAGUAUCACAGGAUGUCACAGACAAAAAAGUGCAAUAACCUCUGGUAUAAAAUUAGUUUAUUGCCUCUUUGUACAUUAAGCAAUGAAAGAUUUUAAGAAAUAAUUGUGACCUUCAAUGAUUUACUCUUCAUUGGUGUAUUAACAGCUCCGGCCCUUCUCUCAUGAACAAUAAAUCCUUAACAUGCUCAGAGAAAGACGUAACCUACAAGAAUUUAUCAAAAACAGGCUCCUUUCGCCACUUUAUUAAACAUUUUGUGUUCUAGUAAUUGGUUCUAGAAAUAACGUUAUUUCCAAUUGACUUUCUAAUUUAAUGUCAUAAUGAGAGUCGUCAAUAUUUUUAAAAUCUUUCCAAAAAUGUACGGUCUUUGUUAGUCAAAGUCUGUGGUUCCGUUGCGAGCUGUAAUAUAUAUUAAAUAUAUAAGAAAAUGUAAAUAAGUAUUAACUUUGUACUGAACUUUCUCUAGAGAUUUUAUUUUUAACACUUAUCAAAUGCUCAAAUUUUCUACUUUGUAUAAACUACCUCAUACAUCUUUACUAUUUUUCGUCAAACAAAAACACUUGAUAUUUGAAACUGUAUCCGUACUACACUGAAAUUAAUGAGUGCCUAAUGAAAAAAAGUAAAUCUCAACUUUAGGCUGAUAGUACUUAUUACAAGUUGUAAAAAUAAAAAUUUCUGUCCAUAACUGUGUUAGAAACGCUUCAACGCAAGAUAUGUUUUGGUUUUUAAAAAUUAAAUUAAAUAAAAAUCGGAUCUUAUUGAUUCAUUUUCCAAUAUAUUUUCUUUGCAAAUCUCUUUCUUUAUAUUUGCUUUUGGACGAAUGUGAUUAAAAAGUAUUUCCAGCCUAAAGAAUUGAUUUUGAUAAAUUUUAUUGAGCCCGCUAAACAGAUUUUUUUUUAUUUACUUAUUUCCGUUCAUACUAAGCUUUACGUAGUCUUAAGUAUCGGUAGAUGUAAAUAUUUUGAUUAUAAUUACAUUUUAAAAGGUGCAAGUGAUGCAGAAAUACUACGAAAUCGUCACAAAUAUUAAUUUUAGAUAAAUUUCAUAAAUACAUUCCAUAUUUUUAUAGCCAAAUUAUACUUAUGAUAUGAAAUAUCUUUAUUAGGUAUAUAGUUCAUGGUAAACAUACCAUGAUGUAAUUUCGCCCAAGUGUAAUAAAAUUAGUCAUAAUGACAGGAUUAUAUACAAUCUAAAUAUCACCAAACAUGCAUGAAACGUCAAAGUAUGCAAUAUCAAUUAAUGCAAGGAAAGCAAUUAUUAAGUUUUGUUUACUUAAAAUCAGAAUACAAUUUGCGAAAAAAUAUCUCCGAUUGCAGCCAAUUCGUAGGUAUUACAUGUUUUUUGAACAGGGUAGGAACUUAAAAUAAGGGUCCUGAGGUAAGGUACCAAAAUGCUCCGCAUUCAAUUUUUAGAAAGUUGGUCAAACAUAAAUAAUUAUGUAGCAAAAAUAUGUAACAUCCCCUGAAUUUACUCAUUGUAUGCAAAAACCGGUCAAAAUAUGCAAUUGCAUAUAAUCCACUCUCAAGUCAUAAUAUUAGGCAUUGCGCAGUCGGUUUCAACUUGUUGCCUAAACACAGCACACAGCUAUGAAACAUAUUCGCUGAAGCACGGUCAUUUUCAUAUUAUUUUUUCUUCGCAACAAGAUAACAACGUCUGCGCUAUGCCUUAUAGACAAAGAAUAUGUAGAAUUUAUUACAUUAUGGGCUUAUUACACCACCUAUGAGCUCCUUCCGAUAGACUUUUAGUUGAAGUACUGUGUGAUAUUUCAAUACUGCAACCAAAAUUCAUCUUUAGUGAAUUGUGAACUUCUAAGAACAUGAAUAUAAUCAUAUCAAAAUUAUUAAUAUAAAUUUAAUGGCUUCCAGUUGAAAAUGGGAUUGUUAUUAAAACCUUUAAAUAAAAUUAAUGCCAAUGUUAAGUAUACCAGUCAGUUUAGCGAAAA
Manduca sexta (tobacco hornworm) is the source of this 3572-nucleotide messenger RNA. Its product is annotated as elongation of very long chain fatty acids protein 7. The coding region runs from base 435 to 1670 and encodes 411 amino acids. Gene Ontology annotation, molecular function: fatty acid elongase activity. The transcript is spliced from 9 exons. NCBI's taxonomy places the organism in Eukaryota, Metazoa, Arthropoda, Insecta, Lepidoptera, Sphingidae. Gene Ontology annotation, cellular component: endoplasmic reticulum membrane. Gene Ontology annotation, biological process: fatty acid elongation, monounsaturated fatty acid; sphingolipid biosynthetic process; fatty acid elongation, saturated fatty acid. The record is from RefSeq and is a predicted model, not a curated record.